Molecule: messenger RNA, 1806 nt
Organism: Entamoeba histolytica HM-1:IMSS
Lineage: Eukaryota; Evosea; Mastigamoebida; Endamoebidae
Exons: 2
Coding region: 1-1806 (601 amino acids)
Cellular component (GO): plasma membrane
Source: RefSeq, a predicted model, not a curated record
AUGAAAAUAAUCUUUCUUUUCUUUUUAGGUUGUUGUUUGGCAAGUGUUUGGACACCUUUCCAAAAGAAAAGUAGUUGUAAAGCGAAUUUUUGCACUGAAAAUGACUGGUCAUUUGAAGGAGAAAUAGUUGGAUUUGCAGAUUAUGAUGAUGAUAGACAAAUAGAAAUUAUUGUACUCAGCUCAGAUAAGAAAUCAAUUAAGUUAAUGAAAGAAAAUAAUUCUGGUAAAACAAUUAAAUAUGAAGAAUUUAAAACAUUAUUGACAUUUAAUGAGACUAUUAUAAAUGUCAUUGCUGGUGAUUUUUUGUUUAAUGGAGAAACAUCACUUGUUGUUCAAACGUUCAAGAAUAAUAUAUACCCAACAUAUCUUUGUUAUCAUGUUAAUGACAAGUUGGUAUGUGCUCAACCAAUUUCAUUAUAUGGAGAAGCUACUGCUUUUGAUGUUAAUGGAGAUAAUUACAUUGAUCUUAUUAGUUUAAAUUCUAAAAAAACCACCAGUGUUUGGCUGAAUAAAGGAGACAAAAGCUUUAAAGAAAGUCAUGAAUAUAUAUUCCCAACAUAUGAUGCUACAUUCCCAAUUACUAUGGCAGACAUUAAUGGGGAUUGUCGUUCUGAUUUAUUGUUUGUUGUUAACAAUAAAGGAAACCAUGAAAUUCAAAUUUAUACUUCACAAACUACUAAAGACUCAGGAGAUUAUAAAGUAUUGAAUUAUUCAUUAAGUAGAACUGUUAAAAUAAAUGGCACUAUUGACAAUAUUUUAGUCAAUGACUUUGACAGAGAUGGAAAUAUUGAUUUACUUUGGUCAAUGAAAAAUAUAAUUCAUAUCCAAUACAAUAAACAAAAAACUGUAUGCAAGUCUUUUGUAAAAUCUGAUUCAUCAUGCAGGUCACAGAAUGAAAUGUGUGUUGCUGAUGAAGACUAUCAAUUUGAAGAUGGAAAUUCUAUUGAGUAUAUUCUACCAAAUGGAAUUGAAUUAGUUAUCGAAAAUGGAUUAAGUUUUAUUUCAAUGGGAGAUUAUAACAUUGAUUCAUAUCCAGAUUUAUUGGUAUUAGUUCAAAACACUACUAAAACUCAUUAUAUGAUGCUUCUAAAGAAUGACAAUGGAAAAACUAUAACUGAAGAAGAAUCAGAAAAAGAAACAAUUAAACAAACUAGUUUAGGUGCUAUGUCAGGUGUUUUCUUUGAUGGAGAUAAUAAAGGUAUGUUGGAUUUAUUCUUUAAUAUUAAAGAUGAAAGUAAUGGAACGUCUAUAAGAAAAGUAAAGGCAAUUAGUAAUAAUUUAAAACCAGAUGCAUUAUUUGUUAAAAUUGUAGGAUUAAAUGGAGUUUGUGUUUCAAGCUGUGGGAGUGGGUAUCAAACAAUCUCUCCAAAACCAUAUGGAUCCAAUUAUUUUGGUGGAAUGUUCAAAUUAGCAUUAACAAAUACUGAUGGUAAUAAUGUUGGAUUAGCGUCUGUUCAAAUUUCACAAACAACACAUGGAUCAAUUCAAUUCCCUUAUUCUCAUAUUGGAUUAGGAAGAAUUUCAAAUUAUAUUCAAGUUGUAGAAUUUGGAAGUAAUAUGAACGUGUCUGUCAUUCAUCAACAAUUCCAAUCCAUUAUUCCAAAUUCUCAAUUAGUAGUUAUUCCACAUCCACCACUAAAAUCAUCAAAAUGGUCAAUAGAAUUGUAUUUCUUAGACUUAAAUUUAAUGUUCUGGAUUGCUAUUAGUAUGACUAUUGCAUUAAUCAUUUUAGGUAUCAUAAUGUUAGUGUUAUUUAUAAGAGAUAAAAAGAAAGAAGCUGAGAGUCACUUCUUGAAUAUGAAAUGA